Thunnus maccoyii (southern bluefin tuna) is the source of this 4525-nucleotide messenger RNA. Its product is annotated as NACHT, LRR and PYD domains-containing protein 3-like. The record is from RefSeq and is a predicted model, not a curated record. The coding region runs from base 170 to 3661 and encodes 1163 amino acids. The transcript is spliced from 13 exons. Gene Ontology annotation, molecular function: protein binding. Lineage: Eukaryota; Metazoa; Chordata; Actinopteri; Scombriformes; Scombridae.
UCAGACAGCGUUGCAACAGGUUGCUACGCUGUUAAUACGUGAGCUGGAUGUCACGUUGUAGACAGUCAAGGAAAUACAACAGCUGGAAAAACUCAACGGUCUGAAGAUAAUGGUUAAAGUGAUGUGGAUAUAAAGUCUUUGGUAUGAAAGACUGACACGAGUCCCAAAGAUGAGUGUUCAUGGGAAGGAAGACGGCAGAGCAGAGUCUCCAGUGUCCAGCUGUGUGUCUCUGAAGAGUGACCACUCCAGAGAGAGUCCUCUAGCCUUCAGUAAUGAACCUGGACCUUUCGACACAAAACUGACACGGGUCCCAAACAUGAGUGUUCAUGGGAAAGAAGAGAGCAAAGCAGAAUCCCCAGCGUCCAGCUGUGUGUCUCUGAAGAGUGACCAGUCCAGAGAGAGUCCUCUAGCCUUCAGCAAUGAACCUGGACCUUUCAACACAAAACUGAAACAAGUCCUAAAGAUGAGUGAUCAUGGGAAGGAAGAAGGCAGAGCACAGUCUCCAGUGUCCAGCUGUGUGUCUCUGAAGAGUGACCACUCCAGAGAGAGUCCUCUAGCCUUCAGUAAUGAACCUGGACCUUUCGACACAAAAGAGAGGAAAAGGACAAGUGUUGUUAUCAAGGACCAGCUGUCCUGCUGUGCUUUGUGCCAGGAGGUCCUGAGGGAUCCGGUCACUAUGAGAUGUGGCCACCGUGUCUGCAGGCAAUGCAUUGAUGCAUACUGGGAACAGUGUGAACCAACAGGAGAAUUCUCAUGUCCCCAGUGUGGAAAAAGAUCCAGAAAAAGUCCCGGACUGCAAACACCAAGUCAAACCAGCACUGAAACAAUGACUGGCUGCCUGCAGGAGGUUUUAGGCAAACACAAGAUCAGUCUUAGAAAGAAAUGUGAAUUUGCACUAGAAGGAACUGCUGAAGCAGGACAAAAAACCCACCUGAACAGGAUCUACACAGAGCUCUACAUCACUGAGGGACAGUGCGAAGGGGUUACUAUCCAACAUGAGGUGUGGCAGCUUGAGACGAUGUCCAAAACCCUGCAUGACACUCCAAUCAAAUGCCACGACAUCUUUAAGGUCUUACCUGGCCAAAAGAGAUUGAUCAGAGUGGUUCUGAUGAGUGGCAUUGCUGGCAUUGGAAAAACCUUCACAGUGCAGAAGUUUACUCUUGACUGGGCAGACGGCUUUGAAAAUCAAGAUGUUAGCGUUGUGAUUCUGCUUUCGUUCCGGGAGCUGAACUUGAUCAAAGAGGAGCAGUACAGUCUUCUCAGGCUGCUUCAAGACUUUGAUCCAUCAUUACACAUGGUCACAGCAGAAAUGCUUGCUGUCUGUAAAGUGCUGUUAAUCUUUGAUGGACUGGACGAAAGCAGACUUUUGUUGGACUUCCAGAACAAUGAUGUUGUAUCGGACGUCACACAGACAUCACCAGUUAACGUGCUGUUGACAAGCCUCAUCAAGGGGAAUCUGCUUCCCUCAGCUCUCCUUUGGAUCACUUCCAGACCUGCAGCAGUGAAUCAGAUCCCGCCUGCAUUUGUAGAUAGGGUAACAGAAGUACGAGGAUUCACUGACCCUCAGAAGGAGGAGUACUUCAGGAGGAGAUUCAAUAAUGAGUCACAGUCCGGCAGAAUCAUCUCACACAUCAAGGCAUCCAGAAGCCUCUACAUUAUGUGUCACAUCCCAGUUUUCUGUUGGAUCACUACUACAGUUCUGGAGCAUAUGAUGAUGACAGAACAAAAAGAGUUGCCCAAGACUCUGACUGAGAUGUACUCCCAUUUCCUGCUGGUUCAGACCAAGAGGAAGACACAGAAGUAUAAUAAUGGGCAUGAGCAGACAGACAGAGAUGUCCUUCUGAAGUUGGGAAGACUUGCAUUCGAACAUCUGGAAAAAGGGAACAUCAUGUUCUACCAAGAAGACUUGGAGCGGUGUGGUCUUGAUCUCAGGGAAGCCCUUUUCUCAGGACUUUGCACAGAGAUCUUCAAGAGAGAGCGUGUACUCUUUCAGAAGCUGAUUUACUGCUUUGUUCAUUUGAGUAUUCAGGAGUUUCUCGCUGCGGUCUACAUGGUCCACUGUUACCUCAACAAGAACAUAGAAGUACUGGCGACAUUCUUGGGGGAAGAUAGCAAAAAUAGCAGUGACCCAGGUCUGGAUAACUUCCUCAGUAGAGUUGUAGACAAAGCUCUGUACAGUGGAAAUGGCCAUCUGGACCUCUUUGUUCGCUUCCUUCACGGCCUGUUAUUGGAGUCCAAUUGUAGUCUCUUAGGAGGUCUGCUGGGUUGGGAAGUGAGCAGUCCAGAAAGCAUUCAAAGAGCAAUAAACAACCUGAAGAAGAUGAAUGCUUAUGAUAUCUCCCCUGACAGAAGCAUCAAUGUCUUCCACUGUUUGAUGGAGAUGAAUGACCACUCAGUACAUCAGGAGAUCCAAGAGUACCUGCAAUCAGAGAACAGAUCGGAGAGGAAACUCACUAAGACCCAUUGCUCAGCUCUUGCCUACAUGCUGCAGAUGUCAGAAGAGGUUCUAGAUGUGUUGGACCUGAAGAAGUACAACACAUCAGGUGACGGAAGACGGAGAUUGCUCCCAGCUGUGAGAAACUGCAGAGACGCUCGACUCUCUGGCUGUGGACUCUCUGAAUGUCAUUGUGAAGUCCUGUCCUCAGCUCUGAUGUCCAACCCCUCCCAUCUGCGACAGCUGGAUCUCAGUGAAAAUGACUAUUUGUUGGAUUCAGGAGUGAAUCUGCUGUCGGUUGGACUGGAGAGUCCAAACUGCAGACUGGAGAUUCUAAGAUUGAAGAACUGCAGUUUGUCAGAAAGUUGUUGUGGUUCUCUGGCAUCAGCCCUGAAAUCCAGCUCCCAUCUGAGAGAACUGGAUUUAAGUAACAACAACUAUCUUAAGGACUCAGGGGUGAAGCUACUGUCUACUGGGUUGGAGAGUCCACACUGUAGACUGGUGACACUGAGAUUAAGUUGCUGCAGGCUGUCGGAGAGCUGCUGUGCAUAUCUGGCCUCAGCUUUGAAGUCCAACCCCUCCCAUAUGAGAGUGCUAGACCUGAGUAAAAACAAACUGAAGGAUUUAGGAGUAAAUCGGCUGUCUGCUGCAUUGGAGAUUCCUCACUGUGGACUGACGACUCUGAGACUUGAUAGAUGUGGGCUGACGGAGAACUGCUGUACCUCUCUGGCCUCAGCUCUUAAGUCUGACCCCUCCAGCCUGAGAGACUUAGAACUGAGUAAUAACGACCUGCAGGAUUCAGGAGUGAAUGUGCUCUGUGCUGGACUGCAGGAUCCACACUGUAGACUGGAAGCUCUGAGAUUGAGGUGCAGCUGGUUGUCAGAGGGUUGUUGUGCUCCUCUGGCCUCUGCUUUAAUGUCUGAAUCCUCCCACCUGAGAGAGCUUGAUGUAAGUGAAAAUGAUCUACUGGAUUCAGGAGUGAAGCUGCUGUCUGCUGGAUUGGAGAGUCCGCACUGUAGACUAGAGAAUCUGAGAUUGAUGUGUUGUCGGGUCACAGAUGAAGGUUGUGUUUCUCUGGCCUCAGCGCUCAAGUCCAACCCUUCUAGUCUGAGAGAACUGGACCUAAGUAAAAACAACCUAAAGGUUUCUGGAGUUAAGCUGCUGUCUGAAGUCCUGGACAGUCCACACUGUAGACUGGAGACUCUCAGAAUGGAAGAAAUGGAGUGAACUUUGAUUGCAUCCAUCUGACCAAAAUGCUUCUCAUCGCUGGCCGUGACAUGUUGCUGCAGACUCUGGGGCUGCCACAUUCAGCACAUCACUGCAACACUGCAGCUGUGUUUUACUACAAUCAGAUAUAGGACAUGAUUUUCUACUGACUGUCCAACUGUUCGCCCUAUUUGAAAAGUACAAUCUCUUCAGUUUGUGCCUGCAGAAGUCACUGCACAGUGAUACUGCAAGCACAGCGAUACUCACUGAUAGUUGUGGCAGUUUUUUUCCUUAAAGCACAAAACCACAAUAAAGCAUGACUUAAUACCCACCAGGCAUUUCUGUUCAUUAGUCGGCAUUUAAGCAUCUUCAUAGGUCAUGGCUACAUUUUAGUGCUAAAUGUACAACAGAUGUUCUGCACAAGUUUUGUUUAUUUAAAAGGGAAAAGAUAAAACUGGGAUGAAUCUUGUUUUAAAUGUUUGCACAGUCAGUUUGUAUAACACUUUAAAUGUUUUUACAGCUAUAUGUAUAGAAUAUUUCAUAAAUGUGAUGUCUUAUUUUAAAGGUGCAAUGUGUAGGAUUUAGUAGCAUCUAGCAGCGAGGUUGCAGAUUGCAACUAAUUGGCUCCGUGGCUCUAGAGAGGGGAGCCCCUCUCUGGUUUUGCUGGUAUUUAAUGGCUAAAAACAUUGACAACCUGAACACUAACCUGAAUUUAUCCAGUCUGCUUUGAACUGUAUUUGUAAUAACAUUAAGAGCUAAUUUUAGAGGUUACAUCUUACCAACACCCAGAACAAUGUGCAAAAUGUGUGGAAUACUGUAACUUACAUUUAUAAAUGUAUGUACAUUUGAAUAAAGUGAACUGUCAGAGUUGUUUGGUUUAAGUAA